Messenger RNA from Porites lobata, 6527 nucleotides. NCBI's taxonomy places the organism in Eukaryota, Metazoa, Cnidaria, Anthozoa, Scleractinia, Poritidae. The record is from the annotation of a GenBank genome assembly.
AUGACAACAGUGACAACAGUGACAACGAUGACAACAGUGACAACGAUGACAACGGUGACAACAGUGACAACAAUGACAACGGUGACAACAGCGACAACGGUAACAACAGUGACAACGAUGACAACAGUGACAACAGUGACAACGGUGACAACGGUGACAACAGUGACAACAGUGACAACAGUGACAACGGUGACAACAGUGACAACGAUGACAACGGUGACAACAGUGACAACAGUGACAAUGGCGACAACGGCAACAACAGUGACAACGAUGACAAGAGUGACAACAGUGACAACGCUGAAAACGGUGACAACAGUGACAACAGUGACAACGAAACGUGACAACAGUGACAACAGUGACAACGGUGACAACGGUGACAACGGUGACAACGGUGACAACAGUGAAAACGGUAACAACAGUGACAAAAGUAACAACGAUGAAAACAGUGACAACGGUGACAACGGUGAAAAAAGGGACAACAAUGACAACGGUGACAACGAUGACAACAGUGACAACAGUGACAACGAUGACAACGGUGACAACAGUGACAACGAUGACAAGGGUGACAACAGUGACAACGAUGACAACAGUCACAACAGUGACAACGAUGACAACAGUCACAACAGUGAGAACGGUGACAACGGAGAAAACAGUGACAACGUUGACAACGGUGACAACGAUGACAACAGUGACAACAGUCUCAACGAUGACAACGGUGAAAACAGUGACAACGAUGACAACGGUGACAACAGUGACAACAGUUACAACGGUGACAACGGUGAAAACAGUGACAACGAUGAGAACAGUGACAACGGUGACAACAGUGACAACAGUGAAAACGGUGACAACAGUGACAACAGUUACAACAGUGAGAACGAUGACAACGAUGAAAACAGUGACAACAGUGACAACGGUGACAACGGUGACAACAGUGACAACGGUGACAACAGUGACAACGGUGACAACAGUUACAACAGUGACAACGAUGACACAGUGACAAGAGGGACAUCAGUGACAACAGUGACAACGCUGACAAUGGUGACAACAUUGACAACGAUGACAAAGGUGACAACUGUGACAACAGUGAGAACGAUGAGAACGAUAACAACAGUGACAACAGUGACAACGGUGACAACAGUGACAACGGUGACAAUAGUUACAACAGUGACAACGAUGACAACAGUGACAAGAGCGACAUCAGUGACAACAGUGACAACAGUGAAAACGGUGACAAAAGUGACAACAGUAACAACGAUGACAACGGUGACAACAGUGAGAACGGUGACAACGGUCACAACAGUGACAACGGUGACAACAGUGACAAAGGUGACAACAGUUACAACAGUGACAACGAUGACAACAGUGACAAGAACGACAACAGUGACAACAGUGACAACAGUGACAACAGUGACAACAAUGACAACAGUGACAACAGUGACAACGAUGACAACAGUGACAACAGUGACAACGAUGACAACAGUGACAACGAUGACAACGGUGACAACAGUGACAACAAUGACAACGGUGACAACAGCGACAACGGUAACAACAGUGACAACGAUGACAACAGUGACAACAGUGACAACGGUGACAACGGUGACAACAGUGACAACAGUGACAACGGUGACAACAGUGACAACGAUGACAACGGUGACAACAGUGACAACAGUGACAAUGGCGACAACGGCAACAACAGUAACAACGAUGACAAGAGUGACAACAGUGACAACGCUGAAAACGGUGACAACAGUGACAACAGUGACAACGGUGACAACAGUGACAACAGUGACAACGGUGACAACGGUGACAACGGUGACAACAACAGUGACAAAAGGUAACAACGUGAAAACAGUGACAACGGUGACAACAGUGAAAACGGGGACAACAAUGACAACGGUGACAACGGUGACAACGGUGACAACAGUGACAACGGUGACAACAGUGACAACGGUGACAACGAUGACAACAACAGUGACAACGAUGACAAGGGUGACAACAGUGACAACGAUGACAACAGUCACAACAGUGACAACGAUGACAACAGUCACAACAGUGAGAACGGUGACAACGGAGAAAACAGUGACAACGUUGACAACGGUGACAACGAUGACAACAGUGACAACAGUCUCAACGAUGACAACGGUGAAAACAGUGACAACGAUGACAACGGUGACAACAGUGACAACGAUGAGAAGGGUGGCAACAGUGACAACGAUGACAACAGUGACAACAGUGACAACGAUGACAACAGUGACAACAGUGAAAACGAAGAAAACGGUGACAACAGUGACAAUGGUAACAAAGGGUGACGACAGUGAUAACGAUGCCAACGGUGACAACAGUGACAACGGUGACAACAGUGACAACGAUGACAAUGGUGACAACAGUGACAAUGAUGACAACGGUGACAACAGUGACAACAAUGACAACGGUAAGAACGCUGACAACAGACACAAGGAUGCCAACAGAGACAACAGUGACAACGAUGACAACAGUGCCAACAGUGACAACAGUGACAACGGUGACAACGGUGACAACAGUAACAACGGUGACAACAGUGACAACAGUGACAACUAUGACAACAGUGACAACGUUGACAACGAUGACAAGGGUGACAACAGUGACAACGGUGACAACAGUGACAACGAUGACAAGGGUCACAACAGUGACAACAGUGACAACGGUGACAACGGUGACAACAGUGACAUCGGUGACAACAGUGAGAACGAUGACAACGGUGACAACAGUGACAAUGGUGACAAGGGUGACAACCGUGACAACAGUGACAACGAUGACAACGGUGACGACAGUGACAACAGUGACAACGGUGAAAACGGUGACAGCAGUGACAACGAUGACAACGGUGACAACACGGACAACUGUGACAACGGUGACAUCAGUUACAACAGUGACAACGAUGACAACAGUGACAAGAGCGACAUCAGUGACAACGAUGACAACAAUGACAACGGAGAAAACAGUGACAACGGUGACAACGGUGACAACGAUGACAACAGUGACAACAGUGACAACGAUGACAACAGUCACAACAGUGAAAACGAAGACAACGGUGACAACAGUGACAACAGUGACAACGGUAACAAAGGGUGACAACGGUGACAACAGUGACAACGAUGACAACGGUGACAACAGUGACAACGAUGACAACGGUGACAACAGUGACAAUGAUGACAACGGUGACAACAGUGACAACAAUGACAACGGUAAGAACGCUGACAACAGACACAAGGAUGCCAACGGAGACAACAGUGACAACGAUGACAACAGUGCCAACAGUGAAAACAGUGAGAACGGUGACAUCGGUGACAACGGUGACAACAGUAACAACGGUGACAACAGUGACAACAGUGACAACUAUGACAACAGUGACAGCGUUGACAACGAUGACAAGGGUGACAACAGUGACAACGGUGACAACAGUGACAACGAUGACAAGGGUGACAACAGUGACAACGAUGAAAACAGUUACAACAUUGACAACGAUGACAACAGUGAAAACAGUGACAACGGUGACAACGGUGACAACGAUGACAACGGUGAAAACAGUGACAACGAUGACAACGCGGACAACAGUGACAACGAUGACAACAGUGACAACAGUGACAACGAUGACAAGAGUGACAACGAUGACAACAGUGACAACAGUGACAACGGUGACAACAGUGACGACAGUUAAAACAGUGACAAUGAUGACAACACUGACAACGAUGACAACGGUGAAAACAGUGACAAUAUUGACAACGGUGACAACGGUGACAAAAGUGACAACUGUGAAAACGAUGGCAACAGUUACAACAGUGAGAACGAUGACAACAGUGACAACGAUGACAACCAUGACAACAGUGACAACGAUGAGAACGGUGACAACAGUGACAACAGUGACAACAGUGACAACGGUGACAACGGUGACAACAGUGAUAACGAUGACAACAGUGACAAGGGGAACAACGGUGACAACAGUUACAACAGUGACAACGAUGACACAGUGACACCGCUGACAAUGGUGACAUCCGUGACAACAGUGACAACUGUGACAACGAUGACAACAUUGACAACGGUGACAACAUUGACAACGAUGACAACGGUGACAACCGUGACAACAGUGAGAACGAUGAAAACGAUGACAACAGUGACAACAGUGACACGGUGACAACAGUUAGAACAGUGAUGUCAAUGACAACGGUGACAACAGUGACAACAGUGACAACAGUGACCUCGGUGACAACAGUGACAACAGUGACAACGGUGACAACGGUGACAACAGUGACAACGAUGACAACGGUGACAACAGUGACAACAGUGACAAUGGUGACAACGGUGCCAACACUGACAACAGUGACAACGAUGACAAUGGUGACAACAGUGUCAACAGUGACAAUGGUGACAACGGUGACAACAGGGACAACGAUGACAACAGUGACAACAGUGACAACGUUGACAACGGUGACAACAGUGACAAGAGUAACACAAUGACAACAGUGACACGGUGACAACAGUUACAACAGUGACAACGAUGACAAUGGUGACAAAAGUUACAAGGAUGACCACGGUGAAAACAGUGACAACAGUGACAAUGGUGACAACAGUGGCAACAGUGACAACAGUGACAACGGUGACAACAGUGACAACGGUGACAACAGUGACAACAGUGACAACAGUGACAAAUGGUGACAACGGUGACAACAGAGACAACAGUGACAACGAUGACAACAGUUACAACAGUUACAACAGUGACGUGAAUGACAACGGUGACAACAGUGACAACAGUGACGUCAAUGACAACGGUGACAAUAGUGACAACAGUGACAACAGAGACAACAGUGACAACAGUGACAACGAUGACAACGGUGACAACACUGACAACGAUGACAACGGUGAGAACAGUGACAACAGUGACAAUGGUGACAACGGUGACAACCGAGACAACAGUGACAACGAUGACAACGGUGACAAUAGUGACAACAGUGACAACGGUGGCAACGGUGACAACAGUGACAACGAUGACAAGGGUGACAACAGUGACAACAGUGACAACGGUGACAACGGUGACAACAGUGACAACAGUGACAACGGUGACAACGAUGACAACAGUGACAACAGUGACAACGAUGACAACGAUGACAACAGUGACACGGUGACAACAGUUACAACAGUGACGUCAAUGACAACGGUGACAACAGUGGCAACAGUGACAACAGUGACAACGGUGACAACAGUGACAACGGUGACAACAGUGACAACAGUGACAACAGUGACAAAUGGUGACAACGGUGACAACAGAGACAACAGUGACAACGAUGACAACGGUGACAAUAGUGACAACAGUGACAACAAUGACAAGGGUGACAACAGUGACAACAGUGACAACGGUGACAACGGUGACAACAGUGACAUCGGUAACAACAGUGACAACGAUGACAACGGUGACAACACUGACAAUGGUGACAACGGUGACAACAGUGACAACAGUGAGAACGAUGACAACGGUGACAACAGUGACAACAGUGACAACGGUAACAACGGUGACAGCAGUGACAACGAUGACAACAGUGACAACAGUGACAAUAUUGACAACAGUGACAACAGUGACAACAGUGACAACGAUGACAACGGUGACAACAGUGGCAACAGUGACAAUGGUGACAACAGUGACAACAGUGACAACGAUGACAACGGUGAAAACAGUGACAACAGUGACAACGGUGACAACGGUGACAACAGUGACAACGAUGAGAACGGUGACAACAGUGACAACAGUGACAACGGUGACAACGGUGACAACAGUGACAACGGUGACAACGGUGACAACAGUGACAACAGUGACAACAAUGACAACGGUGACAACAGUGACAACAGUGACAACAGUGACAACGGUGACAACAGUGACAACAGUGACAACGAUGACAACGGUGACAACACUGACAACGAUGACAACGGUGACAACAGUGACAACAGUGACAAUAGUGACAACGGUGACAACAGAGACAACAGUGACAACGAUGACAACGGUGACAAUAGUGACAACAGUGACAACGGUGGCAACGGUGACAACAGUGAGAACGAUGGCAAGGGUGACAACAGUGACAACAGUGACAACGGUGACAACGGUGACAACAGUGACAUCGGUGACAACAGUGACAACGAUGACAACGGUGACAACAGUGAGAAUGGUGACAACGGUGACAACAGUGACAACAGUGACAACGGUGACAACAGUGACAGCAGUGACAACGAUGACAACGGUGACAACAGUGACAAUAUUGACAACAGUGACAACAGUGACAACAGUGACAACAGUGACAACGAUGACAACGAAGUCAACAGUGGCAACAGUGACAAUGGUGACAACAGUGACAACAGUGACAACGAUGACAACGGUGAAAACAGUGACAACAGUGACAAUGGUGACAACGGUGACAACAGUGACAACGAUGAGAACGGUGACAACAGUGACAACAGUGACAACGGUGACAACAGUGACAACGGUGACAACAGUGUCAGCGGUG